ACUUGAUGACCUGUGAUAACAAAUUUCAUUGUAUAGCAUUAUCGUCACUCGACAAUCUAAUAUUAUGGCUGUAUUGCCGCGAACGAUACAGAGAGUGUUUAAACGCGUGUUUUGUAUAUAAGCAGCAAUUAUUAAAAAUAAUUGGCACUACGGAAAUUGUUGAGCUGUUUAAAGUAAAAAAUUUGCCGCAAGAUGAGAAAGAGCUGCUGCGACCAUUAAUAACGCUUCUGCAAGCUAGUGAUAAUAAUAGACCGGCUAAAUUAAACUCCGGGAUCGUAGUCGUACACUCUGAAAACAAUAGAUUUGUUAAUAAAAAAACUUAUGGCUGUAAAAUGACGCCUUCGUCGCAGUCUCCCGAAAUCUCUAGCGAUGAUUCGUUUGAGAUGCAAAAUUUUGCUCAAGAAAAUAUCUCUGAAACAAAUCCAGAGAAUUUAUUUGAUUCGAUUUACAACGGCAAAAUGUUAGAUACUAAAGAAGAUGGUCAUCAGAAUCCGGAUUUUCAAGAAAACAUUACGCAUAAGAUUCAGUCAGAUUUGCAAUCGAUUUACGAGUUGGCGAACAGCUUCAGACCUGGUAUGUUGGAGAAAGAAAUCGAGGAAAUUAUUUUGGGAACAGAUAAAAGGAUGAAAACUAUUAAGGAUUUCUAUCGAGACUCGCUUGGGCUUCAGAGUUUUAUCUAUGAAGUUACUCGCGCCGCGGAAUUGCAUUAUUAUAAUAUGUUUCUGGAAAACACCUCCAUGCAAUUGAUCGACUCCAUCGGCAACAAUUACAUCUUGCGGCAUUUCGUAAGAGCCUUUAUCGAAAUCAAUGCACCGGCUUACUUCAGAUGCAGUUGUGAUUACCCUUACCCAAUGGAUAAAACCGUAGAGCCGAAGUUUUUGACGGUCGGCGAAUCAUUCUUUAAAAUAUAUGCGGACGAUCUACCGAAAGAAUGUAGCAAUAUUUGUGACAAGGUACCUUAUAUGUGGCGUGUGUACCUGCCUAUUCGCAUCGAGGGACGUAGUGCGCUGGACGAUUUGUUGAGACAAUGUCUUCAGACCAGAGACAAUGUCGUGUUAUCGUUUCUUCUACCGGCGCUAAAUGACCAACAGUGGAAUUGCGUAGGUACAUGUCUAAGUGAGAUUGAAGACAAUACUUGCCUCUUUUGCGCGACACCUUUGGCAAAGAAAUUCGAUUAUGACGUACUGAUAGAUUGGAGUGGGAUUGUCAGGGAAAUUAUGAAAAGAGAAGGACCAGAUGAGGCCAUGACGUUCCUGAUUAAGCUGGAGGAUACGAUACCGAAUCUUGAUUUAGACAAAAGUAUAUUCCAUUCGAUCAUAUUUACAAAAAUGUUGCAUCGCCAAGGUUUGAAGAAAUCGAUUGAUUUCAGUAAAAUUAAUCCAUUAUCGUCAAAAUUUGGCACAAUUUGCUCAUCACAGAUACGGGAUCAAUUAUCGAAAGUUCUCGAGAAAGAUUUAAGACGAUCGAUAAAUAAAAAUGUGUUUGGAACAGGUGCUCAUCAUUGGGGUAUGCGCCAUCAGAUUAAAUCAUUAACGUGCCCAGGUUGUACGUUGUCUUUGCAAACGCCAGUUUUACUAGGUAACAAUGGAAUCGCGAUCUUUCGUUGCGGCCAUGCAUAUCACGUAAAUUGUAUGAUAGAGAGAAAGCUCACCAGAUGUAAUCUUCAUCAGUAAAUAAGAAUUAAAUGAAAAAGUUACAUGUAUAGUACAUACAUUUCUCUUAAAA
Molecule: messenger RNA, 1725 nt
Organism: Cyphomyrmex costatus
Lineage: Eukaryota; Metazoa; Arthropoda; Insecta; Hymenoptera; Formicidae
Gene: pink
Product: WD40 repeat domain-containing protein pink
Exons: 3
Coding region: 6-1673 (555 amino acids)
Source: RefSeq, a predicted model, not a curated record